Talaromyces proteolyticus is the source of this 1212-nucleotide messenger RNA. RefSeq names its product imidazoleglycerol-phosphate dehydratase. The record is from RefSeq and is a predicted model, not a curated record. Gene Ontology annotation, molecular function: imidazoleglycerol-phosphate dehydratase activity. Gene Ontology annotation, biological process: L-histidine biosynthetic process. Bases 413 to 1147 code for a protein of 244 amino acids. NCBI's taxonomy places the organism in Eukaryota, Fungi, Ascomycota, Eurotiomycetes, Eurotiales, Trichocomaceae. The transcript has 2 exons.
CGGCCUAUUAUUCAGUUUAUUUUUUCGUAUGUGAUAGAUCGGAGGGAGGAAGGGAGGAUAUAGAGGGGCGGUCAAGCGAUGACGUGAGGAUUCGCAAGUUGCCACGACAGUAUCGAGUACUGUAUUUAGACAAUAUUUAGACAGUAUUCGAACAAUUAUCUUGGCAAAUGGCUAUUGAAUAAUAUCUGGACCAGCCAGCAGUCAACCACGUGAAUGAAGAUCGAGAAUGGAGAUGGGAUGACGGUUGAUGGUAAAAACAGAGUUGAGCUCCGCCGCAAUCAGCCAAUGGGAGAUCCGCCGAUACCGUCCACCGGACCCUGGAAAAACCUAGGCCAUCAUCAUCAUCAUCACAACGACCUCAAUCAAACUGACGCUCAAUUAAAACCGCAAUAGCGGCACACCAUCAUCCAAAAUGACCACCCUCUCCCGCCGCACAGUCUCCAUCUCCCGCAUCACCAACGAGACCAAAAUCCAAGUCUCGCUGUCCCUAGACGGUGGCGCGCUUCUCCCCUUCGAAGAAAGUGACCAUUUCACCGCAGAGUCUGGCGAAGAUGCAGCCGCCGCAAAAAGAGGCGUCUUGCCCAUCAAGAACGCCCCGCACGCUACCCAGUUCACAGCCACUCAGCAGAUAACGAUAAGCACGGGCAUUGGAUUCUUGGACCACAUGCUGCAUGCGCUGGCGAAGCAUUCGGGGUGGAGUUUGGCGGUUCGGGCGCGGGGGGAUUUGUACAUUGACGAUCACCACACCACCGAAGACACCUUCCUCGCACUCGGCACGGCAUUCACAAACGCCCUUGGGGCGCGCGCCUCCCUGGCCCGCUUUGGCCGCGGCGAUGCGCCUCUUGACGAAGCCCUUUCGUGGGCUGUCAUCGAUCUCUCAAACCGGCCGUACGCCGUGAUCGAUUUGGGAUUCAAGCGCGAGAAGAUUGGCGAUUUGAGCACGGAGAUGAUUACGCAUGGGCUAGAGAGUUUUGCGCAGGCGGCUGGCGUGACCCUGCAUGUGGGCUGUUCGUAUGGCUCGAAUGAUCAUCAUCGUGCCGAGAGUGCGUUUAAGGCUUUGGCUGUGGCGGUGAGGACGGCGUGUGCGAGGAGGGUGGCUGGGGAGGUUGGGGCGGGGGAUAUUGUGAGCACGAAGGGGGUUUUGUAAUAAUCAAAAACGACUAGAUAUGGAUUGUCUACUAUAAAAUAUGACGCUAACAAUGUAUAAAUAAG